AUGCCUAUCACGGAACCCGUCUUGCCUGAAUCUCAUCCGUAAGUCACGCACAGCCCGGGAUCGCCUGAGAAGGACAAUGACAUAGACCUUCGCGAAAGUGUCGAUGAGACUUAUGCAGCGAUAGUGCGCGUAAUUUAUCUUAUCUCUCAUGAUGAGAGGUACAAGGAUGUCUGAGCCUCAGUCGUCACUAACGUUCUCAAUCACCUCAUGUAACCAGGGCGCCAAUGUUGACAAAAGGCUUGUAGAUUUCCGCAGGAAUACCGUCCUCUCCGGGCGCCCUGUUUGUGCGCAGUCUCUGUAUUUUAUUAGUAAUUUCUCUCUCAAAGGGAGGGGACCGCGUGAGGGAGAGAUAAAACUCCCCUGCAGGGGAGAAGAUGCGAUGGGUCGUUCAUCGAAGUCAAGAUGCACGAAGUGCUAACGUCAACGCUCGAUCUCGGCUGAAUCGUCAACACUAAGGCCGCCGUUUGCAUCGCAGUCAAUCGGCGCAGACGGCUUUCCACUAACCUGGUGGAUAGUUUUAGAGUGCCACCAACGUUUGAGGUCUGCCCCAUGGAUGUCGUUGUUUCAGUCCAAUGUUUCUGCCGGUCAUCUCUAGUCGACUUAAUCAUCAUUUUCUGGGAGGGGUUAAUCGUUGCGGGACCUGACUCGAGUCGUAUGGACAGACAACCACAAAGUUCCUCCGGUGAUCCAGUCACCGCGCAUCUUUAGGUGGAAUUUUCUCAGGUGCCCCAUUGACGACUUCAUUGAUGACCGCUCCAGUAUGAAGACUAACCUGGCCGCUGCUUUUUGGUGUGGCAAAAUCUGCUUUCCUUUUGUAGGGUUGGUAACUGUUGUUACUCAACGUAAAUCUAGUUUCAGACAAAGUGUCAUUGUAGUCCUCUUCUGUUUACCAUUUUAGCAUCUACACUGUGCACGAUGAAAUCAAAGACAAGUCCUUUGAACUUAACCUAAGCUGGAUCGGAGCUCGUAAGUUCCUCGUUUAGGUUAUGUGUUCAUAUUCUAGCUACCAAUGCACAACAUGAACUUGUUCCACAAGACGUGUUCACUCAGGCCGAAGAGUAUGCAAAGAAAGCCCUGGAAGAAGCCGACGACCUCGAUGAAGAAAUGGAAUAA
Molecule: messenger RNA, 1113 nt
Organism: Spirometra erinaceieuropaei
Lineage: Eukaryota; Metazoa; Platyhelminthes; Cestoda; Diphyllobothriidea; Diphyllobothriidae
Source: the annotation of a GenBank genome assembly